AUGGAUUCAGCAGUAGUCUCCGCCCUAAAAGGCGAGAAACUGAAAGAUCCACCGCAGUGGAGGAAUUGGUUCGCACGAAUCAAGAUAUAUGCACGCCAGAAGAGGGUAUGGGACCUAGUCAACCCUCAGCUCGAAGAAGACUAUCUUGAACAACCGAUUCGCCAACCAAGAAGGCCGCAAUACCCCGAAGACGGCAGCGAGUCGACGAAACGAGAAUGGAGAGAUCGCAUGGACAUAUACAAGCUUGACCAUGCUGAAUGGGAGCAACAGAGCAAGAGCCUAGACGCUGUGAACGAAUGGAUCAUCGCCAAUUUGGAUCCUAUCCACCAUACCUCUAUGCUCAACUACCAAACCCCGUACGAACGGCUUGUGUAUCUCCAUACUCGAUUUGGUCGAUCAACAGCGGCGGAAGAAGAUAUACGUGCGCAGUGGAAGAGGGUGUCAGCAUUACCACCGAAGAAAGGUGCUGAUAUCGACCAGUGGAUCAACGAAUGGGAUUCACUAAGAGAACAGGCGGUUAGCCUAGAUCUGCCAGAGAUCAAGAGCGCCAAUAAGGAUUUCCUCCGUGCAGUGAAAGAGAUACUCCCAGUAUGGUGGCAGCUGAAAUUUGAAGCGAUCGUUUUGCAUCAGGAAGAAUGGGAUACGCGCGAUUUGAUCGAGAACUUCCGAGGAACCUAUCGCGAGCUACACCCGCAGAGAUCGAGCGCAGUUAGUACGAUCUCAAAAGCAUCAUUUUCAACACUACAGGGCUUUGAGGAAGCUAGAUCAGAGCCUCAGCAGCCGCAGUCACAGCCGCAAGCACAGCAACCACCACGAGAGAGGUCCUUACCUCCGAUUCCUAGGCGCUGGUGCCCCUGUGGUAACAAAAGCCAUAAGCCCUGGGACUGCUGGACGAUCAACAGAGAGGCUUUUCCUGAUAAACCUCUCUUGAAAUGGAAGGCUAAGCGAGUGGAAGAUCGUCUUGCAAAGGAUGAAGCGUGGAAAGCCUGGAUAGAGAAAUCUGUCAAGGAACAUAAUGAGAAGAACGGAAUCAACACGAAAACGGCCAAUAUCACUCAACUAUAUGGCUCCUACUUCACCACAGGCUUUCCAAUCGAACAGGUGUAUCAAAGCGUGAAGACCACAGGAGACGCUGAUGAUGAUAUUCGAAAACGUUGGUUUCUCGAUACUGCUUCAUCGGUGCACGUUUGCAACCAAAAAGAUCUCUUUACCACCUUCACACCGGAGAAGGCAGGCCUAAAGACAGGCGAUUCAAUUACCGCUGUGGAAGGGACUGGAAGCGCGAUAAUGACUGGUGUAGGACCUGACGGGUCUACCAGAUCGAUUCGCCUGAGCAACGUCGUCUAUUCGCCAAAGUUCCAUGCUAAUUUGAUGUCAUAUGCUGCGUUGAAGGAGAAAGGUAUACGAUGGGAUGAGGAUACCGAAUGCAUCAAGGAUUCUAGUGAUAAACCAAUCAUUAGCGUACGUCUCAUGAAACCGCUGAAGAUAUGGGCAUUCGAUCAACCAGGAGAUCGUCAAUACUCGCCAGAAACCACUGCUCACGCACAUGCAGUACGAAGAUCAGAGAAACCGCUCGUUUCAGAAGCCUCAGCAGAUCGAUGGCACCGGAGACUUGCUCAUGUAUCUGCUCGUGUGAUGAAGAAGACUACCGAAAUGGUAGAUGGUGUCAAAAUCAACGAAGACCUGCCAGAAUCGUUAGCAGAUGAAGAGUUUUCAACAGAAGGAGAACUAUGCCAGGUCUGCAAUCUCUCAAGUGCACCGAAGCAGAUCUCACGACGACCAAUUGGCCAACCCUUUGGUAAAUACGGCCGAAUCCACUUCGAUCUGGUCCAAUUUCCACCUGGAUAUAACAGACACCAAUGGAUGACGCAUUUCUAUGUUGAAGGGAUUCGAUUCCACUGGUUAUACACUCAUGAACACAAAUGGGAGUGUAGAGAGGGUAUAAGGCAAUUCAUUGCUCUUGUCAAGAACUGGUGGAACCUACCGAUCAAAGCAUUCCACUAUGACAACGAGAGAUCUGCGGGACCAGAGAUCGAACACUUCCUAAGCAAUAUCGGCAUCGUGGUAUCGCAUAGUAUCCCCUACCACCCUGAGCAAAACGGCUCAGCGGAGCGAUCAGGAGGAGUUAUUCUGACGAUGACGAGGCAUCUGCAGAUCGAGAGUAAGCUACCGAAGCAACUCUGGCCAGAGAUAGUCAGUACUGCAGUAUGGAUUUUAAACAGGAUUCCUACCUACCUAAAAGAUGAGAACCAGUGGAUCGUGCCGUGGGAUGAAGCACGACGAGAUUUCGGCGGCGAAAGGAUGAAGAAGGCUAAUCUAGCCAACCUGCGCGUGUAUGGCUCUCUGUCGUACUGCCGUAUUCGCAAUAUCCCACGUAUCCAAAAGACCUCUCCCCGUGCAGAAAUUGGUUUCCUCGUCGGCUACGUCGCAUCGAAUGUGUGGAAGAUCUGGUUCCCGGCAAGAGAGAAGAUAGAAGUCGUGAGAGAUGCACACUUCGACGAAUCAAGGAAAUGGAAGGCUGAUAUGCAGUAUUGGGAAGAGAGAACCCUUCCUGCACCUGAACCGACGAUUUUGACCGAGGAAGAACAGAUGGAAGUGCUUCGCGAAGAUAUCGGUAUCCCUACCAAUACGUCAGUCAAUCGAAACACCCAGGAAGAUCUCCAGGAAGGCCAGCAGGAAGGCCAGCAGGAAGGCCAGCAGGAAGCUAUCCUGCUAGAAGAGGAAGAUCAUACGCACCAGGAAGCUCAAGAUCAGAGAGAUUGCGAUAUACCUCAGGGGGUGAUCGCACCGAUUACCCCGGAACCUGAUAGAGACGGCCACCUACAGGUAGACCAGGAGCCUCCGAAUGAUAACUUGCUAGGCGCAUUUCCGACAGAAGGGCCGCCUGAAUUACCACCGAGCCCACCAGAAGAGCGAGUUACCACUGAAAUUAGCCCUACCGCUGCUCAGGGGGUGGACCAGCAGACCAUACUUGAACCUCAAGAGCGAGAUAUCUGCGAUGAUGAAGACCAGCCGAUAGAACUAAACCCUCCGCACGAAGCCGAAGAAGAGGAUACGCUAUCCGAUAGCGAGCAGCAGCUACACACAGAGCUUCACACGCGAAGGAACGACGGAAUCGACGCCGCGAAUAUCAUCGAGGGAAGUAGAAGAAGAAGACUAAGAACCGACCCUGACUACCAAGCGUACGCAACGAUCUUACCGGCUAUUGAAGACGAUCCACCAGAGCUACUGCGCACAUUCGCCGCAGCCCUAUACACAGAGAAGCCGAUACAGCGCCACAGAGACGAUCUGCCCCCUGCGAUGGCCGAAGGCUUCCUGGCCGCCUGCGCAAAGGAAAUACGCUCUCUCCAGGAGAAAUCAACGUUUACCGUGAUAAAGCGACCGAAUGAUGUGUCGAAACAGAUCCUACCACUCCGAUGGGUAUUCGCAUACAAAUUCGACCAAGACGGCUAUCUGCAGAAGCUUAAGGCACCAGAAGCUCUGGCUCUGCCAGGACGCCUACAUCAGCAGUAUGGCUGCUAA
This is a messenger RNA of Penicillium daleae, 3522 nucleotides long. RefSeq names its product GAG-pre-integrase domain-containing protein. Gene Ontology annotation, biological process: DNA integration. Gene Ontology annotation, molecular function: nucleic acid binding. The transcript has 2 exons. Bases 1 to 3522 code for a protein of 1173 amino acids. NCBI's taxonomy places the organism in Eukaryota, Fungi, Ascomycota, Eurotiomycetes, Eurotiales, Aspergillaceae. The record is from RefSeq and is a predicted model, not a curated record.